This is a messenger RNA of Trichoderma breve, 4173 nucleotides long. Its product is annotated as spc7 kinetochore protein domain-containing protein. Bases 1 to 4173 code for a protein of 1390 amino acids. The record is from RefSeq and is a predicted model, not a curated record. The transcript has 5 exons. Lineage: Eukaryota; Fungi; Ascomycota; Sordariomycetes; Hypocreales; Hypocreaceae. Gene Ontology annotation, biological process: mitotic sister chromatid biorientation; mitotic spindle assembly checkpoint signaling; protein localization to kinetochore.
AUGUCUGCGCCGGGCGAAUCCACCAUGCCGGCGACGCGCCGUACUAGGAAAUCAAUCGGCGUGCACACCGAGCUUUCAAGUCGCUCACAAAAGGAAAAUGCUACUAUUGAUGUUGGCGAGUCCAUGGCUGCCAGUCGCAAAUCACGGAGCAAGAGCAUGGGUCCGGGAGGAAUAGAUGCGCUCAGGCAAGGAACUGGGAACAGGCGCGCAUCUCUUGCUGUGCCAUCCAAGCUCCCUCGCUCGAUCCUGAAGCCCAGCAUUUCUCCACUACCUGAAAUUCCGCCAUUGCGAUCACAAUCCUCGAGAAAGUCAGUAGGCGUGUCAACGGUUAGCCCACCUGAGGACGAAUUAAGCGGAUCGAAAGUUGCCGUAAGGACAGAGGAAGAACAACAAGCCGCAGCCAGAGAGAGAGAGGAGCGGGACAGGCGAGACGCUCGUCGCAAAUCGUUAGCGAAUCGCAGAGUCUCUUUUGCUGCAGAAGCAACGCUGCACACGUUUCACGAAGUAGAGUUUACGCAGAAGAAUUCGGCAGAGUCUAGACGGAAAUCAAGCUCGGGCUCAAUCAUCCAAAACGCGGGCCCUCAAUUUGCUGCCUCCGACCAGAACACGAAAGGGAAGCGAGGUUCGCUUGCUGCGCAGAAUGGUAUCCAGAGUCAAGGUGAUAACACCACCUCGAUUAUAUAUAGCUCCGACUCCGAACCUGCAGAUGCGGUGGAAGAGAUUGCUACAGACGAGGAAGAGGUGGAGGAAGAGGAGGAAGAAAACUCCAACAGCGAUUCUGAUGACGGAACAAUGAUGAGCGUUGAGACAGAGGAGGUUACAGGCACAACCGUGGCAUCUGAGAGAACCUUGGAUGACCUUGAAGAAUCAUCGACGCUUGACGAGGCUCUUCGCAUGGCUGCCCGACAAGCAGCAACUCAGCAGCUAGGAGACGGUGAUUCCGACGAUGGUGAAGAAAUCAUUCCCUCGUUUGGUUGGGUGAAAAAGGCAAACCAGCAGCCCCAAGCCAGUGCAAACAAAGAACCCAUAAAGGCACCGAUAGACCAAAACGACGAAAACGGCACAGAGAUGGACAUGGACAUGGACAUGGACAUGGACAUAACUCAAGCAGUGGGAAAGAUUCUCAAGCCAUCAGGGGCUGAGGGAAUCGACGCGGAGCAAGAACAAGAGGUUUCUAUGGACGUGACUCGUGCAUUUGGUGGCAUUCUCUCAAAGGAUAGAGAUUCGGGUGAGAUGGAUGAUGACGCCAUGGAUGAUGUUACAAUGGAACUCACGACUGUGAUGGGCGGGAUUCAAUACCCUGAGCUACCAGAUGUUGACUCCGAGAUUGACCAAAACGAAGAAAUGUCAAUGGAGCUCACCAGUGUCAUGAGCGGCCUGUUAGCCCGUCAACAAAGAGAGCAGAGCCAGGCAGCGCGGCGGGCAUCGUUGAACCAGACUUCGAAACUGGAUGACGAUGCCACAAUGGAUAUGACUGUCGGUUUUGGAAACAUUCUUUCCAGUGCUUCUAAGAACGCCGGCACCAAUGAAGAUGAAGACGUUGAUGGCGAUGCGACAACCGGCAUGGACAUAACCACAGCUAUUGGCGGGAUUAUAAGAAAUACCUCUCAAGCGCUCAGGAAGAGCUUUUUCGGCUCCCAAACAGACAAACCACAGAAUGCAUCACAACUGUCUCCUGAGGAAGACAACCCUGUUCAAAACAAAACAUCCACACCCAGUACUGCAUUACAGUCUACACUAGAAGAUCCAGCACAAUCUACUACGCCUCAAAUACUGGAGGAGCCGAUAUUUGAUUUCUCAACAACUCCACCAACGCCGGGAUUUUCCACUACACCGAAGCCACCUAUAACACGCAAGUCAACUACGCCCAGGGCCUCGGCAAUACCCAAAUUAGUAACUCCCAAAUCCUCGACGACACUCAAGUUAACAACACCCAAAACUUCAACCCCUAAAACUUCGACGACACCCAAAGCUUCAACAACCCCUAAGGCUUUGACGACUCCUCGAAAAUCACCAUCAAAGAGUGCAAGCCGAACACCCUCCCCCGCUAAAUCAUCGCAAAGGAGUGCCGCAAAAGCAACGCCGCAGAAGGACUCUACUCCUCGGCGACUUUCUGGAGUUGGUGCAGACAGAGUUGGCCUGGGAUCGCCCCAGGUUGCGGCUAUUUUUGACCGGCGGGAGUCGUUGAGCGAUUCAGCGAGCAUAUUCGUUCCUGGAAAGCGCGCUGUUGCAUUCAGUGACCCCAAGGACCUGGCAACAGAGGUAGAUGAAAGCGAUGAAGGAACCCAGUCGAAAUCCGGUGGUCAGGAUGCUACACUCAACCUUAGAGAGAUGAUUGAUAGCAUGAGCCCCAGGCGAAAUCCGUUGAGAGGCCGAAAGAGCCUCCAUAUUGGCAGUGCCAGGGGUCUUCUGGGCAAACGACCUAUUGAAUCGGACGAGGAAGAAGAUGCAGAGGAGAAUGAUGGCGUAAAGAGGUUAAAGAACCGCCAGGGUAGCCCUGUCAAGAACGUGAGACUUCAGCAGCCCCCUUCAAAAGAAGAGACAACUGCCUUCUCAUCUCCUCUAAAGGGCGGUGAUAGUAACGGUCUGCUGGGCCAGAAGCACCCCAUGGCUGCAAAAGAUAACCAGACGGUUCACGAUGUCCAAAUCCACCAACCUACGGCCAGCAACGACUUUCAGUUGUUGGAGACAAUUGAUGAAAGCCAGAUGCAGCUUCAGGACUUCUUGAACUUGACAUCGAUUCGUUUUAUGGAACUCAACACUACGAAACGGCGCCACACAAUUGCACCGAGGACAUCUCAGAGCGGCUUUCAGUCAGAUGGGGAGGGUGAUCGGUCGCUUGAGCGACGUGUCAUGGCUGGCGCCUGCACCGUGCCCAUGCUGGAACUAUAUCAGCAUUCCUGCCGAGAACUGAAGAAGUACAUAUCUGAAGGACGGAGAAUAGUGAAGGAGAUUGAGACCGAGACGUUCGAAGACAAUCCUCCACUGUUCCGAGAGUACAUAUCUGCUACUCCUGACGUCAAGGCAUUGAUGGACAAUCAGUUCAAGAACGUCAGAACCCAUGCCCGUCACCUUAGCAAGGCGAUGUGGUACGAAUGGCGGAUGAAGUUACAGGACGGGCUAAACGAAGGCCUUAUCAGCAUCUCUGACGGCAUGAAUGCCGAUGUCAAAGUUCUUGAAGAGCAGGAGAACCUUUUGAAAACUGUAAUGCCCAAUCUCGUGAGCCGAUAUGAAUCACUCUUGGAAGAGAGAAACAACCUUGAAGAAGCUGCAAAAGAAUUAGCCGACUGCGACCCUGCCGAGCUUCAAGCCGCUCGAGAUGAAUUGACCAGUCUAGACGAUGAUAUUGCUCAGAAGAAGAAACUUAUUGCCCAGCUUCGACAAGAGUUUGAGGCAUCUGAAGCCGACGUGGAGGAAUUAACGGCACAAAAAACGCAGUGCCUUGCAGAAAUCCAAGAUUCGGAACGAAUUCGAGAGGAAUGCCGCGGUUGGACCAGCACUGAAGUCAACAAUCUUAAAGCACGGGUGGAGGCCAUCGAAAAGCAGCUUGGAUGGGCCGUAACGGGCAUCUCGGGGUCAACGCUCUCGAUGACAUACAAACGAGAGAUUGAACUUGUCCUCGAUAUUGCAUCUUUCCAACCUCGGCAGCCAAACUCGCCCAUAGAUUUGUGGUACAUUGCCGAUAGCCGUACCGCCAAUCCUCUACCGAAAACUACCGAAAAGGAAUUCCUCCUGCAGUGUGUACGCGAACACAUUCGUGCACUGUCACAGAGCCGCACGAAGCUGUCUCAUCUCCUCAGCGUAAUAGGGGCUGCGUGGGACAAGUCUAAAUGGAUCUCCCGUGAGGUCAAACGUAUCAAUGUAACGUUUCCAACAAAGGUUACCAAGACAUCUGACUCCAGCAUUACCAUCACUAGUUCUCUCUUGCUGGCGCCUUUGGAAACGCGAGUCGAGGUGGCUUUCAACCUCAAAGGGUCUAGCGGACCGGAGGGAGUGAACGUAGAUGUUUCAACGGAUGCCAAGGUGGUGUAUGGGGAACAAUUCAACGUGGGCAAGGUUGGGGAGUUCUUGGGUACUAGGAUUGGGAAGAGUGUGGGAGCGGAGGGUGAGCAGUGGAGCAACGUUGUGAUGGAGCUAUAUGAAAAGCUUAUUGCUCGGGGGAAGAAGCAAUAA